AUGGCCAACGAGGCAGGAGCCAUCAUCGACGUCGCGAGCACGACCCAGCAUUUAGACGUAUGGGUAGACGAGGAUGACCGAGUCAUGUUGGUGCAAGACGUCACCCGGGCAGAUAACGUAAAGGACACCUGGGCUGGUGGAGAGCAUGGCGCUAUCUUGCUCGAUGACGGCGAUUAUCUCGACACGAACGACAUGACUCCAGAUGAAAUAGCUGCAUGGGCCACGCACAUGGAUUCUGAGAGUACGGCAUCCAUCAACGCUCCUUCGGAAGCCAGGCUCGCUGCAGUGCGGGCAGAAGUGCUGCGAGCUCUGGCCAAGACAACUCAUGGGGUCAGGGAGUUCCUAGAAGAGACUGAGUACGACCUGGAGUACGGACAGGAUAGCUUCAACAUGCCCGAGCUAUUCCAAUCAUUCAAGAAGGAAGAGGCGAGGCGAAGCGGCAUGGUAGAGUCCCAUAUGGUCUCACCGUCAGGAUAUGCGACCUCCCAGUUGCAUCUGCAGCUACACUACGCAACGUUCACAACAAAGCAUCCCAACGACGGUCAGAUGCUAGACGCGACCAACUGUUGCAUCCGAAUCCUCAUCGAGAAGGGCUUCGUGGCGACCAACACCUAUUGGUUUGAAGCGUACUUCCGCCGUCUGAGCGCGGCGUCCGUACGUCACCUCGCGAAUGUUGCCGACGGGUAG
This is a messenger RNA of Alternaria ventricosa, 687 nucleotides long. RefSeq lists its product as uncharacterized. NCBI's taxonomy places the organism in Eukaryota, Fungi, Ascomycota, Dothideomycetes, Pleosporales, Pleosporaceae. The record is from RefSeq and is a predicted model, not a curated record. The coding region runs from base 1 to 687 and encodes 228 amino acids. The transcript has a single exon.